AUGAAUGGCUUCAUAGACCAUGCUGGAUUUGUAAUGGAAGGGUCAAACCCAUUUCCUUUAUUUGUUAGUGAAUAUGGGUAUGAUCAGAGGGAGGUCAACGAUGCAGAAAAUCGGUUCAUGAAUUGCUUCACAGCUCAUCUUGCACAAAAAGACAUGGAUUGGGUAUUGUGGGAUUGGCAAGGAAGCUACUAUUAUAGAGAAGGUCAAGCAGAGCCAGUAGAAACUUUUGGAAUUUUUGACUCCAAUUGGACUCAAAUUAAAAACCAUACAUUUGAGAAAAAGUUUCAGCUAUUGCAAACUAUGUUGCAAGAUCCAACCUCCAAUGCAUCAUCUUCGUAUGUUAUGUAUCAUCCACAAAGUGGCCAAUGCAUCCUAGCCUCCAAUGACAAUAAAGGAAUUUUUUUGAGCAGUUGUUCCACCUCAAGUAGAUGGAGUCAUGGUGGUGAUGGCACUUCAAUUAAGAUUACAACUACUGGUUUAUGCUUAAAGGCCAAUGGAGAAGGCCUUAGAGUAUCUCUGUCAAGUGACUGCUUGAGUCAACAAAGUGUUUGGAGAGCCAUUUCAAAUUCUAAGCUUCAUUUGGCCACUUUCACUCAAGAUGGAAAGAACUUUUGCCUACAAAUUGAAAGCUCCAAUUCUUCAAAAAUUGUGACCCGCUCUUGUAUUUGUGCCAAUG
Molecule: messenger RNA, 676 nt
Organism: Momordica charantia (bitter melon)
Lineage: Eukaryota; Viridiplantae; Streptophyta; Magnoliopsida; Cucurbitales; Cucurbitaceae
Source: RefSeq, a predicted model, not a curated record